CCCCUGCUCCGCCGGUGCCUCUCCUGUGUCCCCGCCGCCUGUGGGACCCUCGCUGCCAUCGGUACCACCGUGCCUGAAGCCGCUCCGGGGCGUUCCCGUGCCCGUGUGUCGCGGAAGGGAGCCGGAACUGCCCCCCGGGCCCUGCCCCCGGCCCCACAUGGACCUCCCGGCGGAGGAUGGGGCUGAGGCACGCCAGGAGGGGAGCCCCGAGGCUGAGGAGCCCGAGGGGCCGCAGCGCCCGGCGGGGCAGUGGUCGGGGGCCGAGGUGGGCCGGUGGCUGGCGGCGCACGGCGGGGCCGCGGGGCUGGCGGAGCUGGCUCUGGAGCACGCCCUGACGGGCCGAGCGCUGCUGCGCCUGACCGAGGGGUCCCUGCGGCGCAUGGGGGUCACCCCGCGGAGCCGGCGGCGGGAGCUGCUGCGGGAGCUGCUGCGGCUGCGGCUGCAGCAGGAGGUGCGGGAGCUGCGGAGCAUCGCCGGCGAGUGAAGAUGACGUCCCUGUGGAUGUCCCAGAGCCUGUGGGAGCAGAGGAGAUGGCAUGUGAGGACAAAGCAGCUGGGACUGAGCAACACAUGCAGGAACAGUGCUGGAGGAGCCCCGAGGCCACUGUGACCCCCCAAAAAAAUCCAGAGCCUGCCUGCCGCGGGAAUUGAUAAGGACAGCAGAACCUUAGAAGCAAAAUUUGAUCCACGAGGCUGGGCAGUUACCCCAAGCAGGCAGAAAGCAGACCCAGAACUGAUCUCGUGUGAAAUAGGGGGUAACAAAUACAAAGACACUCAUUGAAGUGCUGAAAAACUUUUGAAACGUUUGCAAAAAUCUACAGUUGGGUCUAAACCGGCUCAGAUUGGGCAACCAAGAAUCCAGCAAAGUGUAGUUUGUUAAAGAAACGGCCCUAGUAAGGCUAACAAAAUAGUGCUGGGAGCCACAAAACCUGGAAAUGUUCUGGGUGAACAUUGGCAGAUUGAUUUUGCUGAAUUGCCCUGACAAGGUGGGGUAUAAAUCCAGAGCUGUAAAGUUCUGGUGGAUACCUUUUCUGGGUGACCAAAAACCUUCCCUUGUCACACCAACCAGGUUAGGGAAGUGACUGAAGUACCGUCAAAUCAAAUAAAACACAAAAAAAAAAAUCAUAAAUGCAGUAAGUAAAACAAAUUGGGGGUACCUUUGGGAAUGUCAUCAGAUUCCCACGUUAUUGCAGAAGUGAAACAACAACUUAGGAAAGCCUUGGGAAUAGCUUGGGAUCUUCACACUCCUCAUAGGCCCCAGGCUAGUGGCAAAGUGGAGCAAGCGAAUUGUACAAUCCAAUUGCAAUCGGGUGAAAUACGUCAGGAAAGCUCCUUGGCCUGGGUCCAAGCCUUACCUGUUGCUCCACCUCAAAGCAGAAUUCAGCUGUGGGGCACCAGCAAAAUCAGCCCCUGUCAGCUGCUCUGUGGUCGACCCUACCGAGUGCCACACUCCAGGAAACACACAUGUUGAAAGGAGGGGUUGAUUUCAGUAAUUACCUCAUUUCUCUCAGUAAAACAUUUCAGGAUUUGCAGUGGUUGGACACAGCAGGGCACGAGUUCCAGCCAGGAGGUUGGGUCUGUCUGAAUGACUGGGGAACUGCUCCACCCCAACCAAAGUGGAAGGGACCUUUCCAAGCACUGCUGACAACUUUUACUGUGUUGAAACUGCACAAAGUAAAAUUUUGGAUACCUUGUUCCAGAAUUGAAAGGGCCUAAGCCGCUUGGGAAGAAGUCAAGAGCUUGUCACAAGCUGUUUCCCAAAAGCAAAUGGCACUAGCCCUUGUUUUAGCAUCACAAGGAGGAAUAUGGACUGUGAUUAACUCCAGUUGCUGUGUGUUCACUGCUCAAAAGACACUGUAGAGUGUCUACAGCUGUCCAGGAAAUCUGGGAACAAGCCCAAAUUUUACAAUCCACAGCUCAAGACACCACCUCCUGGGCAUUUGGAGAAAUCUGGGCCAUGGGUACCCAGCUGGGCUUGGUGAAACAUCUGUUUGUAAUCACCACCUUAAUAAUUGCUGCAUGGUUUUAGCCAGCAUCAAGAUUCAGUGUUGCAGCUGUUUUAAUGCCUUACACUCUGAA
Molecule: messenger RNA, 2078 nt
Organism: Motacilla alba alba
Lineage: Eukaryota; Metazoa; Chordata; Aves; Passeriformes; Motacillidae
Product: sterile alpha motif domain-containing protein 12-like
Exons: 4
Coding region: 158-484 (108 amino acids)
Biological process (GO): cell surface receptor protein tyrosine kinase signaling pathway
Cellular component (GO): cytoplasmic side of plasma membrane
Molecular function (GO): protein binding
Source: RefSeq, a predicted model, not a curated record